UGAGUAGUAGGUGAAACGAUGGAGCCCCUGCAAGCGUCGACCGCCUCCGCCCUCCUCCUGCGGCCGGUCCACCCAACCACCUACGCGGCUUCCACGGCUGUCCGCCAGGCGGCGGCCCACCAUCUCGAGGAGCGGCACACCGACUGGGUCUGCUCACGGCCCGUGUUGGUGCUCGACGUCGCCUUGAAUUUGACCUUCGCCGCCGCCGCCGCCGUCGUGCUCUGCGCCACCACCCGCGAGCGUCCCGACACUCCUCUACGGGUGUGGAUCUCCGGGUACGAGAUCCAGUGCGUGGCGAAUGUGGGGUUAAUAUGGCGGGAGUACCGCCGCCGACAGCGGAGUGGCGGAGAGCAAGGGUUAGAGGGAGGGGGAAGUGGCGGCGAGCGGGUGUUGGGGGAUGCCGACUCCGUGGAUAGCGAGGAGGAUGUGGCUCGUAUCGGCGCUGGGAACAGACGCCAUGGCAGUAUUUUCAAAGGAUGUAAAUCCAUCAAUAGCAUGGCUUCCUUUAUUUGGUGGAUUGUUGGUUUUUGUUGGGUGUUUUCUGGUGGCGAAGCUCUUUUACAGAAUGCUCCUACUCUUUACUGGUUGACUGUGGUUUUUCUCACAUUUGAUGCACUCUUUGCUAUCUUCUGCAUUGCUUUCACAUGCAUCAUCGGAAUUGCACUCUGCUGCUGCUUGCCUUGUGUUAUUGCAAUACUUUGUUCUGUAAUAGGUCAGGAAGGUGCUUCAGAUGCAGACAUUAGUAUGCUUUCUAGAUACAGAUACUCUGAGCUUGAUGGUGAUGGAGAAAAUUUUUUAAAGGAAGGACUGAUGAUUCCAGAUUUAAAUAACAUGGGAAUUACCUCCAACGAACGUGUUCUUCCAAAGGAAGAUGCAGGCUGUUGUAUCUGUCUAACUCCUUAUGAAGAUGGAAAUUCUCUACUUUCUCUUCCCUGCAAUCAUCAUUUCCACUCUUCAUGCAUCGUGAAAUGGCUUUGGAUAAAUGCAACUUGCCCUCUUUGCAAGUGCCACAUCCUCAAUGGUUGACAUGCUGAUGAAGAGAACUAGAUAUCAGUUCCAUUGUGAAUAGAUUUUUAUUGGAAUGUUCAUCCUUCGAGCUCCUAGAUUUGCGAUUCCCGAUAUAUUUUACUGAGAAGUAUAUAAAUUGCUGAAAAUUCGCAAAUUGCUGCUGUAUUUUGUAUUUCUCAAACACGCAUUGUAUAGUUUCACGGCGAUGCUAAAUGCGUACAUAAAUCUGUGUUGUAUUAUAUGAUUUUGUAGAUUGAGAACAAAAUGUUCUUUGUCCAAUAAACAUUUUGUUCCUUUUGAACGA
Zingiber officinale is the source of this 1312-nucleotide messenger RNA. Its product is annotated as E3 ubiquitin protein ligase RIE1-like. NCBI's taxonomy places the organism in Eukaryota, Viridiplantae, Streptophyta, Magnoliopsida, Zingiberales, Zingiberaceae. The coding region runs from base 19 to 1026 and encodes 335 amino acids. The transcript is spliced from 5 exons. The record is from RefSeq and is a predicted model, not a curated record.